Messenger RNA from Protopterus annectens (West African lungfish), 1863 nucleotides. It is a transcript of the gene POLR3G, whose product is annotated as RNA polymerase III subunit G. The record is from RefSeq and is a predicted model, not a curated record. The transcript is spliced from 8 exons. Gene Ontology annotation, biological process: transcription by RNA polymerase III. Bases 227 to 871 code for a protein of 214 amino acids. Gene Ontology annotation, cellular component: RNA polymerase III complex. Lineage: Eukaryota; Metazoa; Chordata; Ceratodontiformes; Protopteridae.
CAGAGCAGCGUUUGUGAGCUUGCCAUCUAAUUAGAGAAUCGCCUGCUGUGGUUUGAGAUAGUCUGAUUGGCUCCUAGUCCAAGUGCUUUUGUUUUUCGUGUUAUGAAAUUGGAGGAAGGAGUAUAGGUCUGUCUGGAGCUGUAUGGUCGGCUAUAUGAGGCUUUAUCCCUUACUUCAUUCAUUCAUUUUUAUCAGCCAGCUGUUUGUGAGUGUGAAGUGAUUGCUCAUGUCUGGAAAAGGACGAGGGCGAGGCAGGGCCUCCUUUACCUUUAAUGUUGAAGCUAUAGGAUUUAAAAAAGGUGAACAAUUACCUGAGGCAAUAUGUCAGCCUGGUUCCCUAUUUCCUUCUGUAGACUUCAAACCUGUGCCUUUGAAAACUGGAGAAGAUGUGGAAUACAUGCUUGCCCUAAAGCAGGAACUCAGAGGAACUAUGAAACAACUGCCUUAUUUCAUGGAAGUACAAAGAGAGAGACCAGCUGUACAGCGGUAUACAGAUAAAUAUAAAGAAGAGUAUGAGAAGCAUUUUGUGUGGACACCAGACUGGAGACGACUUCCAAGAGAGUUGAAACCAAGCAUCAAGAGAAAGAAUACUACAGCAGGACCCAGAAAGGUUAAAAGCAAGCAAGCACCUCGUGCAGGACAUGAAGAUGUAAUGAAGAAGUUAGAUGCUAUCGAAAAAAAGGAUGAUGUGACAUCUGACGAGGAGACAGAAGAGAAAGAAAAGUCUAAAGAUGGUGAAGAAGAUGAAGAAGGAGAACAAAAUGAUGAAGAGGAGUAUGAAGAGGAAAAUGACUACAUUGCCUCAUACUUUGAAGAUGGAGAUGAUUAUGGAGCAGGAAGUGAUGACAACAUGGAUGAAGCUACAUAUUAAAUACACCUCACCUCAAAGUACUGCUUCCAGUCAUUUAGCCAUUUACCUAAGUACUGUAGCAUUUUAUUUUAUUCCUCAGGUACUUGGAACUGCUUAUGAACAACCCUCUGGGCAGCCAGCACUUCUCAGUAAAAUCAACUUUAAGACUUUGGCAGUAAAGGGCUGAGUGCCUCCUCUCUGUUUCAGAGCAUGUGUUGAAAAAAGUGAUUUAUUUUUACAUGCUGUCAUCUGACAUUCAUAUAGUGAUGUUUACUUGACAUAAAACCUAUGCACUUUAUCUCUAUAUGCACUAUUAGUGGAACAUUAAUUUAGGUGAAGAUGAAAUGAGUUUAGAACUGCAAGUGUAAAACUAUGAACUUGUAAAUAAGGAUGUAAAGUAGUAGUGUAUUAUAUUUGCUAUAGAGUUUCUUGGAUGAAGUGGUGGAAAUAUUUGCUAGCACUACUGUAUACGCAGCCAAAAAAAAAACACUUCUGUUUUCUCUCUCAAAACCGAAGUGGCUUAUUUGCCUUAAAACAAUUAUAGGAGCUAGAAGCCAUGCUGUUGCUUUUAUUUUAAGCCAUAUGCAUUUUGAAAUUCCAUGGCAUGUUGUGAUCUCCAACAGUAUGUUUUCAACAGUGUUCCUCAAAUGGUAGUCCAUGCUGUAAGGAAAGCAUUCAGCAUUACAUGUAUGCAUGUUCCAACAGAAUCCUGCCAGCUUAUUUACAUGGACUGUAGACUAGCUGCUCUGUUCUUUGCAUGUCCUACUAUAUUUUCAGUUUUAUCAUUUUGCCUCAAUUUUUUUCUCUUGCAGCAUUGAGGGGAUCUUUGCUGCUGUGCCCUAGCAAGCAGCAUUGGUUGCCUUUACCUCAACCUUACAAAAUCUGCCUCUGACAGAUGAUACUACUCUACUAGUCUCUCCUUGAAGAUAAUAUCCUUCUAAACAGACAUGGCAGCACUGUGACUGGGUUGACAGCCCCUUAGAGCUUCCAUUUCUAAUUGCUAUUUAAAUUCU